Alternaria atra is the source of this 1458-nucleotide messenger RNA. RefSeq lists its product as uncharacterized. Lineage: Eukaryota; Fungi; Ascomycota; Dothideomycetes; Pleosporales; Pleosporaceae. The transcript is spliced from 3 exons. The record is from RefSeq and is a predicted model, not a curated record. The coding region runs from base 1 to 1458 and encodes 485 amino acids.
AUGGCUAUCGAUCUCCUACUGCUGCUAGGACUAGCCUUCAUCUUCAGCUCAGCUUUUCUUUUGAUACAGCGUGGCAGGCGCAACAUCACUUUACAGCGGCUCCGUAACGGCGGUCGAAGGGUGUCAGGUGCAAAGACUCCUCCAAGGUCUCUAUCGCCACGAAAGAAACCCGUCUCCACCACAGAGAUCGAUUACUCUGACACCUUCCCACCAUCGCGACGCUUCGUCCUUGACGAGACUGAGGAGAAAGAUGCGUCUGAGAAGUCAGCACCAGGGUGGCAGAAGAAAAUAUUACCCAUGGAAACGUCGUAUCUGGACGCUGAUGACUCUACGUUUCUCCCAUGUGGCUUCUCGGUCAAAGAGGUCAAGGCCCUUGGUGACUUUCCGGACUACGCUACACUCAGUGGCGUACCUCUUCCCAACCCUUACCCAGAAUUCGACAUCAAGAAGGCUUUACCUCGACCAUAUAGGCCGUUUAGAUGGUCUUACCACCAGACGAUGUCAAUCACCAAGAUGCAAACAGACUGGUGGAUCGAGCUCGAAAAUACAUACGAAGAGCGCAUCAAGCAACGCCAAGCUCUAUUCGCGGAGCAUGGUGAAGCGGUCCUACAAGCCUUACCAGGAUCAGAGCUCGCUUGCAAAGAACUAAUGGAGAUGGUGCUACAGUUUGUAUGCGCAAGAUAUCCGCACUACUUUCGCCUAUCGGCCGAUAAAAAGACAUUUCACAACGGCAUCUUAAAGACAGACACUGAUCUCACUACCACACUACCUCUACACGUUCUUCUGAACAACAUUCCCGAAGAUUUCGCCAUCAUGCUGCGAAGCGAAAAGACAGGGUUGUACGUGUUUCGAGCAGGCGUCAUCUGCAGUGCGUUAGGCUGGAAUCUAGGCUCGAAAAUCGGACUUGAACUCGCCGCUAUACACAAACCUAUCCCAGACUACAAGGAAAAGAUGCAGUUCUCCAUGGACAGAUACUUUGCCAAAAAGCCCACGGACAAACCCAUCCAGCGCGGCUCCUGGGGACUCGAAAUCGAUAAACCCCUCUACAUGCCGCCCGGCGACACCCAUGAAGCCCUUCGCUGCCACCAACUGCCUCCCGAUCAACUACCCCUUUCCCGCAUCCACCUUCGCGUAGAUUGGCAAACGCUCCGCCGACUUCCGCUUUCUGGCGCUGUUGUAUUCAAUUUCAAGGGGCUGUUUACCCCGAUUGAGGAGUUUAGGGAGGAGAAAUGUGUGCCGGGUUUGCUGCUCAAGGUGCUGAAGGAGGGAAAGAGGGGGCUGAUGGAGUACAAGGGAACGUGGCAUGUUGAGCAUGUUGCUAUGCCCAAGUUAGAGGAGUGGCAUAGGGAGCAGAUUGACAAGGGGUUGGUGGAGGAGGAUUGGGAGCCGAGGACGUUGGAUGAGAGUCCUUGGUUUGAGGGAUGGAAGGAGAGGUGGAGGGGAAGGCAGGGGUUUUGA